Messenger RNA from Oxyura jamaicensis (ruddy duck), 1209 nucleotides. RefSeq lists its product as uncharacterized. The record is from RefSeq and is a predicted model, not a curated record. Gene Ontology annotation, biological process: DNA integration. Lineage: Eukaryota; Metazoa; Chordata; Aves; Anseriformes; Anatidae. Bases 20 to 955 code for a protein of 311 amino acids. Gene Ontology annotation, molecular function: RNA-DNA hybrid ribonuclease activity; RNA stem-loop binding. The transcript is spliced from 2 exons.
ACAUGACUGUAUAGAAACAAUGGAGACCGUGUAUUCCAGUCGACCUGAUCUUAAGGAAGAACCUUUAGAAGAUGCUGACAGGUCUUGGUAUACUGAUGGAAGCAGCUUUGUGAAACAAGGACAACGUAAGGCAGGGUAUGCCGUUACAACCACUCAACAGGUAAUCAAGUCUAAACCAUUACCUCCUGGGACGUCCGCCCAGAAAGCAGAGAUAAUCGCUCUUACGCAAGCACUGGAACUAGCAGCAGGAAGGAAAAUAAAUAUUUGGACAGAUUCUAAAUAUGCAUUCGGUGUGGUGCAUGCUCAUGGAGUGAUUUGGAAAGAACAAAUUUUAAAAUUGUUAGAGGCAGUAAAACAACCAGAAAAGGUAGCUAUCAUGCAUUGUCGGGGACACCAAAAGGGGAACGCCGAUUUUGAAAUUGGAAAUCGAUUGGCAGAUCAAGAGGCUAAGCGGGUAGCUGGAUUAACUGAAGUGAAGGCAUCUUUGAUACCAGACGGUAAAGUUCAAACUAUAUACAUAAACCAAAAGCCAAAUUAUACAAAAGAAGACUUAAAAUUAAUUGAAGAUUUGAAAGGUAAAAUGAAACCAGAUGGAUGGGUAUAUUUAAAAGAUAACCGAGUAGUAAUACCCUCUAAUUUGAUAUGGCUCACAGUUCUUACAGAACAUGAUAAAACACACUGGGGGGCUGACACAUUGCAUAAGAGCCUGAGUCAGACAUUAGUGGGACAAAAUUUAUAUACAACGAUAAAACAAGUAACUCAACAAUGUAGCAUUUGUUUACACAACAACCCCAAUACUAAGAAUAAAAUAAAAUUUGGAAUAAUUGGUAAAGGAAAUUAUCCGGGACAACAGUGGCAAAUUGAUUUUUCAGAACUCCCUAGAAAAGGGGGGUAUCGUUAUUUAUUGGUUCUGACUGACACAUUUUCAGGAUGGCCCGAAGCCUUUCCCUGUUGAACAAACAAAGCAAGAGAAGUGGUUAAAGUCUUGUUCAAUGAAAUAAUACCACGCUUUGGGAUCACAGUAGCAAUGUCCUCUGACAGAGGUUCACAUUUUUGUGCGCAAGUGGUACAACAGAUAAGUAAGAUUCUAAAGAUAGAUUGGCAACUACAUACUCCUUACAGACCGCAGGCAAGUGGACAAGUAGAAAAAACGAACCAUUUAAUUAAACAACAAAUAGCUAAAAUUGGACAAGAAGCUAAUUUGUCAUG